GGUGUCGGUUGCUGCACUGUGAUGGGGUGCUGACGUUGAAAGCCUACUGGUGCCUGGAUGUGCUGUGACGGCAAUAAGGUGUUCCCUUCGGAUGACCAACAGUGUCAUGCUGAUGAUGCUAGCCUCUCUGUAGGAAGGGGGCGUUAUGGAAGGUGAACUCUAACAUAGCAUACCCUUCUUCUCCACGGUAUACUGGUGCCGGUGAUAUGGGUUUAUAUUCAGGUUUGAGGAAAGCAAGCUAAUACCUCAAACUUGUGAAUGUACCCUAUAUAAUUCGCUUCAAGCAGAUGUCUGUUGGGUUCUGCGGGCAUGCACCAUUCCUUCUUUUUCAGGCACCUCAAGGAGAAUUAACCUUCGGCAACCGACCGCCAGCUGUAUGCAUAGCUGUAUGAAACAUAACUUACCCUCCUUACCUUUGUUUCUGUCAUUGUCUUCACUCCUUAACACCAAUAUAUAACCUCUAACAUCUUGGACAACCUCUCACUUUGUGACCAUUCCUAGUAAUCCAAAUUAGUGAAACCUCAUUUGUAGUCUCCUAAGACCGCACCAUCGAUUUCAUGUAGGAGCUUUCAUCGUCCUAAUUCCAUGCCAAAACGGACAUCAAGCAUCACUUGUCGCAAAACUGCGGCCAUGGAUGUAUAAUAUGUUUUUAAGACACAUAUAUAGAACCAGAGCGUAGUUAUCCAUUUGACCUCGGCUGACCAUCGCAGUGAAUCUUCAAAAUUUACUUUAUUAGUGUCCGAAGACUGUACGACUAUCUCUCAUCUACUUACUGAACACAUAUACACAUGAAAUCAACGUAGAACCCCGCACAUAAGUGCAGGUUGCCACUCUUCACAGUAGAAUACAAAGAACAUGUGGAUAGGAAGGCCCGACAUCAAAGUAAACAAAGGUGCGUUGGAGGAGAACAAAAUUAAAAAUUAAUUUCAGUGAAAAUACUCACGCUUUGCGAGACGUCAAAAAGUGAAUACAUCUGCGCCAUUGUGACCCGAUUUCAGCUAUUCCACUAAUUGUCGUCAGCUACUGAUUCUUAUUGUCCGACGAACUUCAGCCAGGUAGUCUACGUCUCCUUAUACGGCUCAGACCAACAGUCAGGAACUUCACGGACUGAUGCUACAUCUUGGUCUGACCACUCUGAACUCUCUUCCUACCCAGUUCAACUUGCCUUAGCAUGACACGUGGAGAUGAGUAGUGGCUGGACAUGCGGGGCUCAUGUCCAAGCCACCUCAGUCCAAUGAAGGUUCACAACCUUAUCAUUAGAGUUAAUAUGCCACUAGACCCAUAGUUAACUUCAGAAAAUACCCCAACAAUAUGAUCUACCGAAGUACUUAACGUUGAUACUAUGCCCUAUUAGGAAUCGUUCAAACUCCAGACUAGUCUAUUCCUACGACUUAAAACUAAGACUUAAUGACCUACUUACAGAAAAGGAUGGAAAAAUGGUUAGUUUCAAUGUAAAAAGUCCUUAUACUAAAAUACCAAUGAAUUCGUCUGCGUAAGUUCGAGUAGAGAGCUUUGAUGAGCUCUAUAUAAUCAAUUGGUACUCCUCUGACACAGUUAGACAUUGCCGCAACAUCUCAUAGUCGAAAGAGUCAAAAACCGCCUUCAGGUUAAGGAAUAAGGCGACUGUCGUUCGCCGGUAACUAUCCCUGUGCUUCAGAAUCUCUCCCAGAAGGCGGGGUUGGGGGUUGAUUGAUGCACUCUUGUUUUGGUCUGAAACCUUCCUGCUUUUCUCGAGUUCCAGUUAGGCAUUAGAUAACUAUGGAUCGAAGGUUCUUGGACGCAGUGUUAGUCAAACUAGUCAACCUAGUUCUGACAGCUGUCACAAAAUGAUUUUUCUGUUUUCCUAUAGACUAGGAUGAUCGGCGAUGUACACCAGUCUGACAUCACUACCUCUGAUUUCCGUACACUACCUAGUUACCCCUCCUACCUACCAUACCGCCAGCAACGGAAGACUGUGGAGCAAAGAGGAGUGUGCUAACUUUGGGAUUACCUUUUCGAAAAGCCGCUUCCCGUAAGGAAGGUAGCAUCAGCAUGGCACUACUGAUCAUCUAAGAGAGACACCUUACUGCUGUCACACCCCAUCCAGCUAGCAGCAGUACGACUUCCCCCUCAGACCCCCAUCAUAGUGUAGUAAUUCACGUCACAACGAUAUCUACUUUUCAUCUUAUUGCUAUUCAUAAACCGCUGCGGCAUAUUGGGACUUCGAGGGAACAAUUGUUCUACCAGCAUAACACGUUGAGUCAUUGCGAUAUACGACUGCGACCACCAAAUCAAAGUGGAAGGUAUCGGUUGGGUCGUCGCAUUGGUUUAGUGUGUAGAAGAGAAAACUUACUUCUUGACUAGAUAUCACUGCCUACUACAGGAAGCCGUAUGACAAAUGGCACAAUGUGUAGGGUAAUAGGGCGUUGACGACUGACAGGAUGAAGUUAAUUGACAUUGAGUGCCACGGUGAGCGAUCUUAAACUGUCCCACUUAUUGUCCCCAACUGUUGAUUUAAUUUUUCUUACAAGUUUCUCUUCAGUAGCCAACAGUUAGUUGUUCCCAUGAAUUUGGUAACCAAAGGUGUUAGCCUUUGCGGAUAAUGUUUGUGUAAUUAGUAUGCGCUCUUUCAACUCACACCUAGAAUAUUAUAUUUAUAUUUAUCCUUCACCAACCCAGUUAUUCUUGAUACUCGUGAUGUAAUUUCAUGGACAUAUGUUCAGGUGUUGGUGAAAACUUAAUAGACGAAAUCACAUUUCUUACUUCCUAAGUCAGGAUGGGUUAAAAAAGUUUUUUCUUCAUUUGAUAAACUUAAUGUCACUCUAUAAGAAGCUUUUAAAACGCUUCACUGCGGGUAUUUAUCCUCUACGUUCGCCAACUUAAGUGCUUUGGGCAGAUAAUGUUUAAGAGUUCUUCGUGUUCUUUCAUCAUCGUCUUCAUAGUAUUCAUUAGAAGCAGCAUGUAAAUCUGGAUGUACUGAUUGUUAUUUACUAGGAUAAUGUAUUUUUCCAAUACCGUUUUCAAUGAUUUUGGCCCUUUCUGCACACCAAUGGGUUACCUAGGAAUAACAUAUGGCCGUAAAGUUCUAAGUGAUCAACAUUGGCAUAUGUCUGUCGAUCAGUUUUGCUAACCUAGCUGAUGCGGUACAACAUUAUGAUACAGUGGUGUUGGCAGCUAAUCGAUAAGAUAUGCUCGACGUUAUGACAGCAGAUACAUCCUGUUGAUGAGUGCGACGAAGCACCAAACAUAUUAUACAAGACUUUUACUUGUUGAAAUUAGUAUAUUUCCUACAGAAUAUUAUCUAAUAGUACUAUGACUUCGGAGAGGUGUUAGGUCAUGACAUGGUUCUACAAGUAAAUUUUUCUAUGCUUACAUAUGCUGUUAUCUUGGUGUAACCUAAUUAACAUCUUACGAAUAACACACCUUAUACGCUGGAAAUGUCAUCGAAGUCAUCGGUAAUCUGGUGGACGUCCACGUUCAUUGUUCCAGUAUACCUUUGGAUCUUAAAACUUUUAUACAGGAAAUUAAGUAUUUUCAGAUGUGUUUUCAACUGGAAAUGUUCCUUCGUGAACCGAGGAUAAUGUAUGUAUGUGUGCGUGCUGAAUAAUUCAUUUUUAGGAACAUCAAGUCAUUUUUAUGAGUUUUUGUAAUUAGUUGAUAGUCAACAUCGUACUGUAUUAUGCCAGAUAAAUAGCAUAAAUUCCAUUCAAUGUAGAAUGCAGUUUAUGAUUCAUUGCGAUUUAUGAGUAACUAUAUGUUUAUUGUAUUGACUUAAACACGAAAUUAACUCAAUGUUUAUUUGUAAGCAUUUUCCUUACUCGUAUUAAACUGAUAUAUUCUCCAUUGAAGUUACUUGUGAUACUAAUAUAGUUUCCGUUGUUUCCCCCCUCAUUUUACUAUGUUUGUUUGUGUGUUUGAUAUAGAUGGAUGUAGAUACACUAUUGAGUGGAAUUAAACCACCUACAGCAGAUCGUUGCAUUGAUUCCUCUUGUCUUCAUUGGACUCCAACCAUUUGUACAGUUCAACAGAGUAAAUCUCCUAGUACAACUAGUGGUACCAGUCAAAAAACCCUCAAAAUUAGUUUGACUUCACCCAGUGAUUCAAUUGGAAAUGUGUAAAAUACUUUAUUUAAUUUGAGCAUUUCAAAAAUUAUGUAUAGUUUUGCAGAUUUUUGUGUUUUUUUCUCUAAUUAUCUUGUUCAUUUUUUUGUGUCCAGAUGAGAAUAAGUUUCUACUAUUGUAAUGCAUUUCAUGAAAAGUAAACAAAAAAAUAUGCAUGU
Heterobilharzia americana is the source of this 4258-nucleotide messenger RNA. The record is from the annotation of a GenBank genome assembly. NCBI's taxonomy places the organism in Eukaryota, Metazoa, Platyhelminthes, Trematoda, Strigeidida, Schistosomatidae.